CCUGCAGGUUUUGAUAGAUAAGAUGAAAAGGAGAGAUAUAGUCUACACAGUCGGUACUACGAAAAGACGGAUCAGUCAUUGUCACGAGAGUAAGCUGGACAGAACAGAGAACCGGUGAAGAUGAAUACUUCGGAUGUAACGAAGAAAAAGAAUUCCGAAAACGAGAUUCAAGAUCAUCCAAACAACCAGAUCAAUGUCGAGGGACAAGAAAAGAAGAUAAAGUAUCCCAAAUCGGUAUUUUUCAUUGUCACCAAUGAAUUCUGCGAGAGAUUCUCUUUCUAUGGAAUGCGCACCAUCCUGGCGUUGUACUUGAGUAACAUGCUAAAGUACAGCGAAAAUACAGCUACAAUGAUCUAUCAUGUCUUCAUCUGUUUCGUCUAUUUCUUCCCGCUAUUCGGCGCAAUCGUGUCUGAUUCCUGGCUCGGAAAGUAUUGCACCAUUUUUUAUGUGAGCAUUAUUUAUGCGAUUGGACAGCUGAUUUUAUCUGCAAGUGCGACACCUCCUUUCGGACUACCCGCAAGGGAAUUGUCCAUGCUAGGCUUACUUCUGAUUGCGCUUGGCACAGGCGGGAUAAAACCUUGCGUGUCAGCUUUCGGAGGCGAUCAGUUCAUCCUGCCUCAGCAGGAACGAUACUUGGCAAUGUUCUUUUCCCUUUUCUACUUCUCCAUUAACACGGGUUCUCUGAUCUCCACUUUGCUUACUCCAGUCCUACGCGAGACAGAAUGCUUCGAUGACGAAUGCUUCUCUCUGGCAUUUCUGGUACCGGCUAUUUUAAUGAUUAUAUCGAUUGUAAUAUUCGUCUCGGGAAAACCAAUGUAUAAAAUAGUGCAGCCUAUGGGUAAUCUCAUUCUCAAGGUUUCUAAGUGCAUUCACCGCGCAAUCUAUAAUAAAAUAAAAAACAAAGGAAGGAAAUGCGAUCACUGGCUCGACCACGCCGAUGAUAAGUACGAAAAAAACCUAAUCGAAGACAUCAAGGCCGCAUUGCGGGUUCUGAAAUUGUUCAUACCGUUGCCAAUAUUCUGGGCGCUCUACGACCAGCAGGGCUCUCAGUGGACGUUUCAAGCAACGCGGAUGAAUGGUCAGAUAGGCAGUUUCGUGUUGCUGCCUGACCAACUGCAAGCUCUCAAUCCGUUAUUGAUCAUCAUUUUCAUACCCAUCUUUGAAACCUGCAUCUAUCCGGUUUUCGCCAAGAUACACAUAAUCAACACGCCCUUGAAAAAGCUCGUUGUCGGGGGAUUCUUAGCCAGCGUGGCCUUUAUCGCGGCCGGUCUUGUCGAAUUAGAACUCGAGAAAACUUAUCCAAUAUCACCGUCAGAAGGAUUGGCUCAAAUCCGGAUUUUCAAUACGAUGGAUUGUCCCGUAACUCUAACGAAUACGACAGGAUGGAAAGUUGAAAUAAAACCGCUGAGUAUGUGGUCGGAUUUAGAAAUAAAAGCGAAAGACUCGGUUACGUUGUCCUACACAGCGAAUUUCACAACGUGCAAAAAUAAAGGCUAUGUUACCGAAUUAAAUAAUGAAGUGUCAGGAGAAAUUGUAGCCAAAGAAGCCACCGCGUUGUCUUGGAUCAUAACGCCCAAGGGACUGAAAAAUUACUACGAAGACGAUGUGGAUAAGCCGGAUAAGGGUAAACCGACAGUUCGCAGUCUCAUCUAUCUAGCGCCUGAAAUGAAUCGCAAUUCCAGCCUGAGAUUUGUCUAUGGCGAAUCGGACGAGACGGUAUUGUCAAUAACGGUCAACAGCUCGAUUUUCGCGCAUUCGGAGCCGAAACAAUUCGAGAAACCAGACAAAUAUGACGUCUACCUAGAUGAUUAUCUGCUGAAGAAGGAGGUGCCCUUUAAACUCGGCGGAGCAUACACCGUAGUGGGUAGCUAUAUGUCCGCCGUCAAAGAGGGUAAUAACAUUACCGGUGAAAUAAUCACGGUCACGCAGCCCAACUCGCUUCACAUGGCCUACAUGUUGCCGCAAUACAUCAUCAUCACGAUGGCUGAGGUGAUGUUCUCUAUAACGGGCCUGCAAUUCGCCUUCACCCAGGCGCCGGAGAGUAUGAAGUCUAUAUUACAGGCAGGUUGGUUGUUGAGCGUGGCCUUCGGCAAUCUCAUCGUGGUGAUCAUAAAGGGUUCGCGUCCUUUCCAGCGGCAGGUCUACGAGAUUUUCUUGUAUGCUGGUCUGAUGGCGGUGGUUAUAGCGAUAUUCGCCGUGAUGACCAUGUUCUACAAGUACGUGGAAAUGCCGGAGGAAGAAGUCAAUAAUGAGGCCAUAUCUCUAGAAGAAAAAAAGGGUAAUGUUAAUCCAACCUACAAAGAGGACGAAAAGUGACGACAAGAGCGGGAUAAUUGAGCGAGAAAUCAUAGUGAGAUUUCAUGUGUUCUCUUAUUCGGACGAAGGAAGAAGCGCGACAGCUUUGUCAAGAAUAUUAUCGAGAUUCCGUUUCUAUCAAACGUCUGAACACCUCGAGUGCGAUAAAAUAUGUGAAUUUUUCAUAAACUCAUCUCUUUCUACAAUAGAAAUUUCAUUAAAAAAAACUUAUUAUAGACUUGAGAGAUAUACAUCGCAUUGAAUAACAACUCGACGAAAAUUCGUAAUGUAUUUUAACCGUAAAAAAAGAUGGUAAAAUAUAAAUACCUUAUAUUUUGGGAUAAUAUUUAAAAUUGCAAAGAUUUUAUGAUUAAGAAAUUUUAAGUUUUCAUAUACAUGUCCUGCAAUAUUAAAACAAAAUUAACAAAGAAUAUAUAAUAAUAACCAAGAAUAGUGAAUAUUGUAUAAUUGAUAGACUCGUCUAAAUCAUGCGGCAAUAAUUGUAAGAUUAGGAAUUGUUAGAGAUUGAAAAAUUAAUUAUUUAACUUAUACGUAUGUUGUGCGUGAAUGUUAUGAGAAAUUUAAUAAACGAAUGAGAAUGCUAUUAUAACUUU
Messenger RNA from Formica exsecta, 2909 nucleotides. Its product is annotated as solute carrier family 15 member 1-like. The transcript has 10 exons. The coding region runs from base 121 to 2316 and encodes 731 amino acids. Gene Ontology annotation, molecular function: dipeptide transmembrane transporter activity. Gene Ontology annotation, biological process: oligopeptide transport; transmembrane transport. Gene Ontology annotation, cellular component: membrane. NCBI's taxonomy places the organism in Eukaryota, Metazoa, Arthropoda, Insecta, Hymenoptera, Formicidae. The record is from RefSeq and is a predicted model, not a curated record.